AUGGAACCGAAGAGUUCAAUUCCGUAUCAACAGUGUGAUGAGACAAAGUUAGUUGCGUCUGUCAAAAAAAUUGUUUACACCAAUGUCAUUGAGACAAAUAACAAAUAUUUAAUAUUUAAUAAUGAAUUAAAUCAACAAAAUAUCGCCGAUUCUAUUUCAACGACAAUGCUGGAUGACACGAAUAUUUAUUGUGGUGAGCAAGAAAACUCCGAAAUUAAUCUACAAGACUUGUGUCGAGUAUGUGGUAACACAAAUAAUCAUAUGGUUCCAAUAUUUGGAGACGAAGGCUUACAACAUGAUUUAAUUAAUAAAAUAUCAAGGUACUUACCAAUAAAUGUCACAAAAAAUGACACAUUGCCCUUGCAAUUGUGUUACAACUGCGCCUCAACUUUAAUAGCUUGGCAUGAUUUAUUGGAAAGAUGUUUGGAUGCUGAGCAAAAGCUGUUAGGGAUUGAAGAACGGUUACUUUCAAAGAAUCAGAUCGACAAAUCUGAUGAUUUAGAAACUGUCCAACAAUCUGUAUCCCAUGUAGAGAGUAAUCCAGUACCUCAAAGUUUAGAACAUGAAAAAGAAUCUAUUCCCGAAAAUUCGAAGACACCUAGUGAAGAAAGGUCUUCAUUUAUACAAACAAGAAGUAUAACUUCAAGAUGUAUGAGAAAAAAUUCUAUAACGAGUCAUGACAAGUUGGAAGAACUACCGAGACCCAUGGUUGAACAAAUCGAUCAAGAACCUGAAGCUUAUUCUGAAGACAAUGAUGAUUCAUGUGCUAGCGAAGAUGAAGCUCGGGUUAAUAAUGGAGAUAAAGAUAAAGAUAAAGAUUUGCAUGACUCUUCAGAUGAAACUGAGCGAAAAUUGGAACAAAAAGAUAAUAAAAGAAAUUCAAAAACUCAACAAGAAUCUCAAGUAAAACCCUCACGACCUCGCUCAUAUCCUUGUAUGUACUGUGAUUUUAUAGGUAAUAAGAAAAAGUUAUUGCAAGCACACAUGAUUGAGAUUCACCCGGACGUACUGAUGGAUGAUUUAAUAAAAAAGCCAUCUUGCGUUGAUAAAGAAAUGAUCGAAAACGCUCGAAUGGAAGCUGAUGGUCGCGUUUAUUAUCACUGUGAAGAUUGUGGGAAAAACCUUUUCUCCCCAUACACAUUUUUUUGGCACAAGCGUAUCCAUACAGGUGAACGUCCAUUCUGUUGUCAUCUCUGUGGCAAACAAUUUCGAGUGAACCAAGGUCUUGCCCGACAUUUACACGAGACACACGAGGGAAUUAAAAAUUUUUCGUGUGACAUUUGUAGUAGAACAUUUGCUACCAAGCGCACACUUGAUGAUCAUCGACGUAUUCAUACAAAUGAACGGCCUUAUGUUUGUAACAGAUGUGGAAAAACUUUCAAGCAAAAAGCGUCGCUUUUUGUUCACAAUCGCACACACAGUGAUGUGUUCCCAUUCAAGUGCGUACACUGUGAGCAAUCCUUUCGCACACGUCCGACGCUUAUGGUCCAUAUUACCAAACAUACUGGCGAAAAACCAUUUGUUUGUGAAAUUUGUAAUCGACCUUUUAGAAUAAAGUUUCCCAGCGGUAGAAGGCGAUUACAAAUUAAGAAGAAACGCGUCACUCGUGAGAAACGAACUACUGAACAAAAAGCUUUGAUUUUAAAUUCAAAGAUAAUAGUUGAUGGAAUUAAUUAUUACAAGUGUUCAGAUUGCAACAAAGUAUUGUCAACUGUAUAUAAUUUUCUGACGCAUCGAAAUACUCAUUCUGAAGAUACUCCUUAUGUAUGUGAAACCUGCGGGAAAGGUUUUAAGGCUGCAUCUGCAUUGAUUAGACAUAGAGCAAUUCAUGGAGGAAGAAAAAAAUAUCCGUGUGAUCUCUGUGGUCAUGUAUUAUCUUCAAAAUCUGCUAUCGAAGAACAUCUUCGUACUCAUUCAAGUGAUCGUCCAUUUGUUUGUCAAUUCUGUGACAAAUCGUUCAAACAAAAGUCAGCUCUGUAUAGUCACAAAAAAUUUCACCUAACAGAUGCGACAUCGAAACAUAAAUGCUCAACUUGCGAGCGUGUUUUUCCUCGCAGUCAAGAACUAAAAAAACAUAUUCUAGUUCAUACACAUGAAAAACCGUAUUGCUGUGAUAUUUGUGGAAAAAAAUUCCGUACAAGUGGUUGUGUAAGCCGUCAUAAACGCAUCCAUGCGACGGAAAAAAUUCAUAAAUGUAAUAUUUGUGGAGCGCAGUUUGGUCAAAAAAGAUAUUUAAAAAAUCACUGCCGGUAUAAACAUAAAACAACAACAACUGAAUAA
Molecule: messenger RNA, 2280 nt
Organism: Cotesia congregata
Lineage: Eukaryota; Metazoa; Arthropoda; Insecta; Hymenoptera; Braconidae
Source: the annotation of a GenBank genome assembly